CAGGGACAGUGAAUAGAUAAGGAUCUGAAGAUUCUGCUUUGGUACUUGUUGGUGGGUUUGCCUUCUGUAGUUAUCCUCACUGAUAAUUGGAGAUACUUAUCAAGUGAUAACUCAAUGCUCAGAUUCACUAUUACAAGUCAUUGGCCAUUCUUCAAAAGUGCCAACCUGAAGUUCUGUCAAAAUGAGCUUGUCAUUACAUCUGCUGUCAAGAAUUCCAGACUUGAACUCACAGCUAUGGGAUUACGACUUCAUACUCGAUAUACCAGGUCCAUAAAAACAAUAUAAGUUUCAACUACUGAAAUGAAAAGACAAAAUCAAAGCUGUGUGGUUGAAUUCAUCCUCCUGGGCUUUUCUAACUUUCCUGAGCUCCAGGUGCAGCUCUUUGGGGUUUUCCUAGUUAUUUAUGUGGUGACCCUGAUGGGAAAUGCCAUCAUUACAGUCAUCAUCUCCUUAAACCAGAGCCUCCACGUUCCCAUGUACCUGUUCCUCCUGAACCUAUCUGUGGUGGAGGUGAGUUUCAGUGCAGUCAUUACGCCUGAAAUGCUGGUGGUGCUCUCUACUGAGAAAACUAUGAUUUCUUUUGUGGGCUGUUUUGCACAGAUGUAUUUCAUCCUUCUUUUUGGUGGGACUGAAUGUUUUCUCCUGGGAGCGAUGGCUUAUGACCGAUUUGCUGCAAUUUGCCAUCCUCUGAACUACCCAGUGAUUAUGAACAGAGGGGUUUUUAUGAAAUUAGUAAUAUUCUCAUGGAUCUCAGGGAUCAUGGUGGCUACUGUGCAGACCACUUGGGUAUUUAGUUUUCCAUUUUGUGGCCCCAAUGAAAUUAAUCAUCUCUUCUGUGAGACUCCCCCGGUACUAGAGCUUGUGUGUGCAGACACCUUCUUAUUUGAAAUCUAUGCCUUCACAGGCACCAUUUUGAUUGUUAUGGUUCCUUUCUUGUUGAUCCUCUUGUCUUACAUUCGAGUUCUGUUUGCCAUCCUGAAGAUGCCAUCAACUACUGGGAGACAAAAGGCCUUUUCCACCUGUGCCUCUCACCUCACAUCUGUGACCCUGUUCUAUGGCACAGCCAAUAUGACUUAUUUACAACCCAAAUCUGGCUACUCACCCGAAACCAAGAAACUGAUCUCAUUGGCUUACACGUUGCUUACCCCUCUGCUCAAUCCGCUCAUCUAUAGCUUACGAAACAGUGAGAUGAAGAGGACUUUGAUAAAACUAUGGCGAAGAAAAGUGAUUUUACACACAUUCUGAUUGUGUUGAGAAGCUGAGUAAGAUUUGGCCACUGCCUGAGUGAACUCUAUUUAAAUUUAAUAAAGGGUGAAAACAGACUGCAUUUUUUGUAUGACUAUGUAAGUUUGUUGAGUUUUUUUAUUGGAAAACGUAUCUCAAUAAAGAACUGCUGUCACUUGUUUUUAGUAGAUACAUAUGUUCUCAUAACAUGACACAACAGUUUAUUCAUCCAUUUCUCUAUUAUGAACAUCCAAGUAGCUACUGGAUUACUGUCAUUUUUUUUUUUUUUUUUUUUGAGAUGGAGUUUCGCUCCAGCCCAGGCUGGAGUGCAAUGGCACGAUCUGGGCUCACUGCAACCUCCACCUCCUGGGUUCUAGCAAUUCUCCUGCCUCAGCCUCCCGAGUAGUUGGGAUUACAGGCAUGCGCCACCACACCCAGCUAAUUUUUGUAUUUUUAGUAGAGACGGGGUUUCACCAUGCUGGUCAGGCUGGUCUCAAACUCCCAACCUUAGAUGAUCCGCCCACCUCGGCCUCCCAAAGCGCUGUGAUUACAGGUGUGAGCCACCACGCCUGGCCUGGAUUACUGUCAUUAAGACAGUGCUUCAAUAAAUGCCUUGUUCCAUAUGCUCAUAUGUACUGAUGUCAUUAUACCUGUGUGAUAGAUUUGCUACAGUGCGGCUGAUAGGAUGAGGAGUAUCUGUGUUUACAAAUUUUAUUAGCUAUUGCAGAAUUACUUUUCAAAAUGAUUAUAGUUCUUCAGACUGGCCUGAAGGCUCACUGUGCUUUGGUAACAGGGUAGAGCUUCAAGAGACCAACAAAUAAGGUGAUGAUGUUUCUAUUUUUGGAUUGAAAAUUUGUUCCACGGAUGAGUAAAAAAAAAGUGCAUCUAUUUUGGGGGGCCAAAAAUGGUUCUACUUCAUGACCUUACACAAAUUAUAAUCCCAAACUGGAUUUCUCUUGGUAUCUUUCCAAAUAUUUAUCCAAUGUUGGUGACCAGAGAGCUACAUGGGAAGUUUCUCAAAUUCUCAUUUGAUAAUAUCAGUAUCUUUUUCAUUUACAGACCACUGAUUUAGAAACUUUUAUGAAGUUUCCUUUUGUAGUCUGUGACAGGAAAGUAAAAUCUUGGAACCCCAAACUCACUAUGCCAAAAGAAAAGUUAAGCUUGGAAACUGGCUCAGGCAAAAAAAUUGCCUUUCCUUUUGUUCCUAAAUAGAUAGCUACAAGAUAUCCGGUCACCUAUCUUCCCAGGUUACCUCCCUCAAUUGUUCUUAAAAAUAAUUGGAAUAAAACUGAUACUGUGAUGUUAAGAUUAGAUAUACAUAUUCUGCUAAAUGAAGGGGUGUCAUUAUAAUUUGUGUAUAUUAUUUGGGAAUAGGCAAUACAUAUAUAUAUCUGUGUGUCUAUUUAAACUGGUUUUAGGUUUAUAA
Homo sapiens (human) is the source of this 2650-nucleotide messenger RNA. It is a transcript of the gene OR10A3, whose product is annotated as olfactory receptor family 10 subfamily A member 3. Lineage: Eukaryota; Metazoa; Chordata; Mammalia; Primates; Hominidae. Gene Ontology annotation, molecular function: G protein-coupled receptor activity; olfactory receptor activity. The transcript has 2 exons. Gene Ontology annotation, biological process: G protein-coupled receptor signaling pathway. The coding region runs from base 301 to 1245 and encodes 314 amino acids. Gene Ontology annotation, cellular component: membrane; plasma membrane. The record is from RefSeq and is marked validated.